Sphenostylis stenocarpa is the source of this 1536-nucleotide messenger RNA. The record is from the annotation of a GenBank genome assembly. Lineage: Eukaryota; Viridiplantae; Streptophyta; Magnoliopsida; Fabales; Fabaceae.
AUGGAGAAUCACAAAGUGGUAGAAUCUAUGCAUAUCAAAGAGGAUGUAGAUAAUACCGUGGCAGUGCAGGAAGAGGAGGAUCAGGGAGAUGUGGGGUCGAGAAUAACGAUGGAGAGGGUUGCUGCAGCUAAGAAAUUCAUUGAGGAUCAUUACAGGUCUCAGAUGAAGCACAUCCAAGAACGCAAGGAGAGGCGUUUAGAGCUCCAACAGAAGUUAGCAUCCUCUCAUGUACCAAAAGAGGAACAGAUCAAUCAAUUGAAGGAUUUAGAGAGCAAGGAAACUGAAUUUAUGCGGCUAAAAAGACAUAAAAUAUGUGUUGAUGAUUUUGAGCUUCUAACCAUUAUUGGCAGGGGAGCCUUUGGGGAGGUUGAGCAUGUUAGAGCUGAAAGGAAUGUACUUGCAGAAGUUGCCAGUGACUGCAUCGUGAAACUCUAUUACUCUUUUCAAGAUGAUGAACACUUAUAUCUCAUAAUGGAGUACUUGCCUGGUGGUGAUAUAAUGACUUUGUUGAUGAGGGAAGAAACUUUGACUGAAACUGUGGCUAGAUUUUACAUUGCCCAAAGUGUUUUGGCCAUAGAAUCUAUUCAUAAACACAACUACAUUCACCGGUUGGCAUAUUUACAUCUUAAUUAUAAUCUCGGUGUUAUAAAUCCUAAUUUUCCAUCUUACACUUUUUCAUGUCCCCCCAGAGAUAUAAAACCGGACAACCUUCUAUUGGACAAAAAUGGUCACAUGAAGCUAUCUGAUUUUGGUCUUUGCAAGCCACUUGACUGCUUAAGUCUAUCAUCUAUUCAUGAAAUGGAAAUACUCAAUGAUGGGAACUUAUAUGAUACCAUGGAUGUUGAUGGAGCCUUGCCAAAUGGCAGAAAUGGUAGGCGCUGGAAAAGUCCCCUUGAACAACUUCAACAUUGGCAAAUUAAUAGGAGGAAGCUGGCAUUUUCCACUGUUGGAACUCCCGACUAUAUUGCCCCUGAAGUGUUACUGAAAAAGGGUUACAGUGUGGAGUGUGACUGGUGGUCUCUUGGUGCUAUAAUGUAUGAAAUGCUAGUUGGAUAUCCUCCGUUUUACUCUGAUGAUCCUGUAACAACAUGCAGAAAGGUGAGAAAACUGCGCACAUAUAAAGAGCAUGUUUCUGCUAUUGUGCACUGGAAAAAUCACUUGAAAUUUCCAGAGGAGGCCAGAUUGACACCUGAAGCCAAGGAUCUAAUAUGCAGGUUGCUUUGUGGCGUUUCACAUAGGCUUGGCACUAGAGGAGCAGAAGAAAUUAAAGCUCAUCCGUGGUUCAAAGAUGUCGCUUGGGACAGGCUCUAUGAAAUGGAGGCAGCAUUUAAACCACAAGUCUUUGGAGAGCUUGACACUCAGAAUUUUAUGAAAUUUGAUGAAGUUGAACAGCCAAAAGCAACUAGAGCUGGAUCUGGACCCAUCAGAAAGAAACUCUUAACUUCUCAAGAUCUCAGUUUUGUUGGUUAUACAUAUAAGAAUUUUGCUGCUGUCAAGGGGAUGCGUCCAUCUACUGGUGGGUAUUUUUUGUCCUGA